Messenger RNA from Paramisgurnus dabryanus, 1981 nucleotides. It is a transcript of the gene mif4gdb, whose product is annotated as MIF4G domain containing b. Gene Ontology annotation, molecular function: RNA binding; translation activator activity; protein binding. Gene Ontology annotation, cellular component: cytosol. Gene Ontology annotation, biological process: regulation of translational initiation. The record is from RefSeq and is a predicted model, not a curated record. Lineage: Eukaryota; Metazoa; Chordata; Actinopteri; Cypriniformes; Cobitidae.
ACUAUACGUAAUUAAUAUUCAUAAGUUGUACAAUCACACACGGAACUGUGGAAAACAACCGAGCGGUGAGAAAAGUGAAUGAAAAACCGUGUCAUAUACAUCAUCUGAAAGUUUUGAUGGCAUCUGCAGAGUAAAUGAAGUGAGGUGCUGAAGAGAUUUAUCAUCAUCUGUCAUCUGAAUCAGAAUGGAGAACUCAUCAUCCAGAGAUGAAUACAAGAUCCAAUCCUUUGAUAUGGAGACACAGGCGCUCCUCAAAACUGCUCUGAAUGAUCCAGGGUCAGUUGAUCUGGAUAAAGUAUCCAGUGUUAUAGUCGAGCAGUCUCUGAAGGACCAGGCCUUUAGCAAAGAGGCUGGACGAAUCUGUUACACUAUAGUCCAGACCGAAGCCAAACAGAGCAACAAGUGUGUGUUUCGCCGUCAGCUGUUAAACCGACUUCAGCAGGAGUUUAAUGCCCGAGAGGAGAUAAGGAGGCGAUCCACUCAGGAGUGGGUUUGUCUUGUGUCCUUCAUCUGCAACAUCUUUGACUACCUCAAGGUGAAUAACACACCCAUGGCGCCGCUGGUUCAGCCUGUGUAUGACUGUUUGUUCAGAUUGGCACAGCCUGAUGCUCUGAAGAACGAGGAGGAGAUGGACUGUCUGGUAUUACAGUUACAUCGUAUUGGAGAUCAGCUGGAGAAAAUGGAUAUGCAGCGCAUGGAUGAGUUGUUUUAUCUUCUAAGGGACGGGUUUCUCCUGCAGGACGAUCUGAGCUCAAUGGGUCGACUGCUCCUGCUGGAGAUCCUGGAGUUUCGUGCGGGAGGCUGGACCCUCAGUGACACCGCUCAGAAAUAUUACUACAGUGAAGUGACAGACUGACACCUCCACCAAAAUUCAAGGAACCAAUGGAGGAAAAAAAGUGGAGGCUUUAUGUUUUAAGGAAGGCUUUGAGAUGUACUAGGUAUGUGGGUUGAUAAUAGAGGAUUUAACCAUGGUUAGGGUGUUCAGGUGUGUUUCUGGUGUUCUGUAGCUUUGAAAUGACAAGUUGUAAGGAGUAAGAUGGCUCACUUUCUCCGUUAACAUUCCGGUGGACUGUAAUAAUGUUACAGAUCCCAACAUUCCCAAAACAAACAAUUAGUGUGUGCUGUAAUGCCGUUCAUUUAGGGUUAAGCAACACUUUUCUGACGAUUGUUGAACCACAUCUGUUUUCUGUGAAAAAUAAUCAUUUGUAGCCAAAGUUAGGCAGCUUUUUUCAGGAAAUAAAUAAGUUUUUUGUGAUCACAGAGGUCUUUAAUAAUAAAUUAUAAUGACAUUUCAGCUUAUGAAUAUCUGCUGCAAAUGUUUCAGGCCAAAAACAUACAGGUUUCAGGGUUUCCCGCAGAAAAUGUGUUAGUUAAGGUGGUAGGGUUGUGCAGGUGGGCGGGCCGGGGGCGUGGUAAUCAAACGCGUCAUGAUGAAAAUAUUUUUUUUAAAACACUCAAAUAAAACUCAAUUUUGAAGAAACUAUGACAGAAAAUGAACACAUACUAGAUUAGUAAUGAAUUAAAUGUUUUAUCAACAGGCUAGUUAUCCUCCAGACAGGGACGGACCAUGUCUUUCUCUCAUUUCGGCCAUGUGACGUUUGGUGGAAUUUUUUUUUGGACGACCUAGUUAAGGUGGUAGGGUAUCCCAGCUUAGGUGGGCCACCCGAACUGAAAAGUGCUGCGGGAAACCCUGGGUUUUAAUAUCUGCUGGUUUUAAAGUAUAAGAUGAUAAAAGUUUACCAGAGGCAAUGAGAUGCCUAUGUGUGGUUAAGUGUUUAAAUGCAGUAUAUGCUUUGGGUAUAUUUUAUACAAUUUAUAUGAUAUAAACCCUUUUAAAACACACAGGUGAUGAACCAAGCACGACACAUCAAGAAAUGUUAUUACAGUAUCUCAAUAUUUGAUUAUAGUGUUUAUAUCAGCCAUCAGAUAAAUACAGACUGGAUUAAAAUGUGACAAAAUAAAGUAGAUCAGAAUAUUGUAA